AUGCACAGAAGAACACAUACUGGAGAAAAACCCUUUGAAUGUAAUCAGUGUGGGAAAGGCUUUUCACAGCACGGAAAUCUGAAAAGGCAUAAAAGAACACAUACUGGAGAGAAGCCCUACGAAUGUAAUCAGUGUGGGAAAGCCUUUUCACAAUUGUAUAGUAUCCACAUUCAUAAAAGAACACAUACUGGAGAGAAACCCUAUGAAUGUAAUCAAUGUGGUAAAGCCUUUUCACAAUUGAAGACUCUCCACAUUCAUAAAAGAACACAUACUGGAGAGAAACCCUAUGAAUGUAGUCAAUGUGGUAAAGCCUUUUCAAACCUCAAUACACUCCAGUUGCAUAAAAGAACACAUACUGGAGAGAAACCCUACAAAUGUACUCAGUGUGGGAGAGGCUUUUCACAACACGGAAAUCUGGAAGGCAAUCUCCAUAGGCAUGAAAGGAUUCAUACUGGAGUGAAACCUUAUGAAGGUAAUCAACGUGGUAAACCCUUUUCACAAUCCAGUAGUCUUCAAGUACAUAAAAGAACACAUACUAGAGAGAACCCAUUGGGCAAAUCUGGAUGUAGGAGCUCUUUCAGCUCAGUGGUGCUGCAGCUGCAAAACUUGGAAGCUGGUAAAACAGUCCACUGGGGGAGUCCAGCCACAGCUGCAGAAGUGGGAGGCAGGUACAGAUGUCUUAUGGGAAGCGUUGUGGAGACCCUGCAGCAGUCUGCAGUCCUGGGUGACCUGUACAGCCAGCUGCCCUCCAGUUAG
Molecule: messenger RNA, 756 nt
Organism: Meriones unguiculatus (Mongolian gerbil)
Lineage: Eukaryota; Metazoa; Chordata; Mammalia; Rodentia; Muridae
Product: zinc finger protein 239-like
Exons: 3
Coding region: 1-756 (251 amino acids)
Cellular component (GO): nucleus
Source: RefSeq, a predicted model, not a curated record